Molecule: messenger RNA, 4703 nt
Organism: Hyphopichia burtonii NRRL Y-1933
Lineage: Eukaryota; Fungi; Ascomycota; Pichiomycetes; Serinales; Debaryomycetaceae
Exons: 1
Coding region: 69-4697 (1542 amino acids)
Biological process (GO): astral microtubule depolymerization; mitotic spindle assembly
Cellular component (GO): mitotic spindle; cytoplasmic microtubule; mitotic spindle midzone
Molecular function (GO): microtubule binding
Source: RefSeq, a predicted model, not a curated record
CUUAGUUUUACCAUAUCUAUACCUUUGACAUACCUUUGACAUACCCCUUAACUGAAUAGCUGUUGACGAUGCUGAGUCAGGUAGUUCCUUCAGAGGAGUUGUUCAAUGUGGUGACGUCCUCGAACACUACUAGCGAAGAAAAGCUACAAUUAAUAAUGAAUCUCAAGUCUCAUGUGAAGAGAGACUUUGUCGAUAUAACCCAGGUUCCCAAGUACUUAGAAUCAUUGUCGGUGGCAAUUGAUAUUGCUGAUCCCACGAUUCUGUCCAAUAGCUUCAGUGUUUUAUCUCAUUUGGUCAAACGAGUUAGCAUUCAAGAUAGAAGUGGUGAUGUGCUUAGAAAUCUGAGCUAUUUGGUAUUACCAAUUAUCAUAAAUAGAUUAGGUGAUCUCAAGUCCAAUAUAAAGGCGGCGGCGAAGAAAGCGCUCGAAGCUUACUGGCUUACCGCAUCGAAAGAAGUCGAAAGAGCUAUUAUGGAUAUUGGACUUACGCAUAACAGCCCUAAGGUGGUUAUCGAAUCUAUAAAUUGGCUCACCUAUAUUAUAGUUGAUGUCAAUCGCCAUUUCAAACUCGAUCCGUUUGUUGCUUCACUUGUUAAUGUGUUAAAUCUGUUCCCGGUUGAUAAUAAUGUUUAUCUAGCCGUGAAAGAGCUAUUCAAGAGCUAUUACGAUAUGAAACAUAAUAGAUUAUAUAAGUUUGAUCUACAAAGAGAAUUUGAUCUUCAACAUAUCCCAGCGAAUAUCAAGCAAUCCAUUUUGAGUGAAAUUGACUUAACUGCAGCAGAACUCCACGUCCAAAAAAGAAAGCUGUCGUUGUCAAUGGGUAUUUCAGCUUCAAAAACUACAUCUCCUCCUGCAUUAUCCAGUGUUCCUGCUUUCUCCCCUCCGGAAAUCCAUACUGCUGAUCCCCAGAUGAGCAACGUGAAGCCGAGAUUGUCUUCCGGUUCCUUGCGCCAGACUUCAAGACCAACAUCCCUGACAAAUUUAAAUGGGUUGAAUCGCUCCAACACCAUAUCCCAUACUAAUUCACACAAUGGGGUUUCUAGGCCCAGCAGGUUGACCCAAAGCGUCUCAUCCUCCAAUAUGCAAGCAGAAACAUCAAGUGUUGGUGAUGUAGAUGCAGAAUUGACCAAGCUUGUUCAAAAAAUUCCCAAUUACGCUUUAGAUACAUCCAUCAAAGGUGUUGAUUGUUUUGAUGGUGAAGAUUUGUAUGCUAGAAUCACGGAAAUAAUGCAUCACUUUGAGAACAGGGAAACUGAGUUUAACUGGGCAGCAAGAGAACGUAGUAUCAUAUUUUUGAGAUCAUUACUAAGAGGGAAUUCUGCCGAUAAUUUUCCUGAAGAUUUGAUUACUGGUUUCAGGGACGUGUCAGACGCUAUUUGUAAAGCAAUUACCUCUCUUCGUACUACUUUAUCAUCACAUGGGUGUCAGCUAGCAAAAGAGCUUGCGCUUUUCUUGAAGUCCUCUGCAGAUUCUGUUCUUGACUUAUUAAUGCCUACUUUAAUAAAGCUUUGCUCUGCCACCAAAAACAUUGCAUCAACAAAUGCAAAUAUGGCAUUGUGUAUCAUCUUUUUGAAUUCAUCUUUCUCGUACAAUAGGAUGAAUAAAAUUUUGGUUGCAUCCAAUGAAAAAAAUAUUUCUCCAAGGUCUUUUAGUGGUCUUUGGUUGCAAAUAUAUGUAACCCGUUACCACAACAGUCAUGCUUUUCUUACACCAAACUUGUCUACUGGAAAUAAUGGAAUUGAUAUCUCAAAGAAAAUUUUAGGAAAGCUAUUAAAUGAUCAUAAUCCAACGGUUAGACAAUCUGCUAAGGAUACAUACUGGUGUUUUUGGACUAAAUUCAAAACUGAAGCUGAAAGUUUCUUAUCUGGAUUUGACCUCAAUAUCAUCAAGGGUGUGGAACGUUCCAAACCGAAAGGAUUGUCAUCCAACACUGCCGCAGCUCAUGGAAUUCCUCCUAAAAAGACAAGACCCUCAAUAAAAGACAGCAUUAUUGCUAAAAACCGAGAAAUGAAAUCUAAACAAAGAGAAGCUGAAUCAGGUCCUCUUUCUAGACCUUCAUCCAGACCUACUACUAGACCCGCUUCGAGAAUCACAUCAAGGUUGUCGGUAGAAAACCUUGACAAAGAUUUAAACCACCGUUCAAGCAGAAUCUUUUCAGAUUCAUCUAAAAAGGCCCCCAAUAAAAUAAUUGGUGCGCCCAAGAGAACUAGCUCCGUUUCUUCUUUAAAUUCCCCAGUUGAUAGUAUAAGGUUCGAAACUCGUAAGAGAUCUGACAGUGCUACAUCGCUUAGAUCUAUGCAAGGACAAGAUGGUCAUACCCGUGUAGAUUUGAACCAAGAUUUGAGUUUAGAAGUACAACCAUUUGACAAGAAGAAUGACUUCAUCUUGAAACUUUUAUCAUCGAAUAAGGCAGGAAACAAUCAUGAAGGUGUUAAUAUGUUAAAAUAUGCUAUCAUGUGCAACGAGGAGUUGUCUGACGAGACUUCUACUCUUUUACGGAAAGUUUCCAUUGAACAUCCAGAAACACUUAAGGAUCUUUUAUUGGGAGAAAGUUUAUUUAAAAAAUCAUCCAAAUAUUUUGAGCCUGAAGAUUUGAUUCGUUUAUGCUCUUUAUUGCUUGACGCCAGUGACGAUACAGUUCAAUUACUUAUAUCAGUGUUAGAAGUUGAUGAUAUUUACAAAUCUUCCGCAACUAUUCUCUCCUAUAUCGCUAACAUUUCCAAUAUAAUUGACGACGGUCAACUCACUAUGCAAAUAAUUAAACAUAAAGCAACCAUGACCAAUAUGCUUUUGGAGCUAUUGCAUAAGUGUUUGGAUAGAAUUCCGAUAAAUGAUGGUCAAUUCAUAAAAUUAGUUACCGUCUUGUUUGAGUUGAUCAAUUUGCUUCAAUUGGGUGACUCGUUUGCCUCUUUAUCAGUACUUUUCAAACAACUUUUUUCCAUCAAUUCAACUCUCUUCUCAACAGAACUUCAAAUGGUCAAUGAUAUCACUAAAGAUGAAGUUGAACGAAUUAUAGGGGUUAACAGAAGCUAUGAGCAAUCCGAGCAUACUAACUAUGGAGGCUUACUUGACUUGACAAAAGUUAAUUUCAACAAAAUUUCUGAUACUUCACCUUUGAAGCAUAAUUCUGAUUUCACAAUGUUAGUUCCUUCUAGAAGAGCGGGCCCCGAUAGUACUAUUGUUUUUAAUAAUGGACUUGCUCAAAAACAGAGUGCAAAAACUUUGAAUGCUAUGGAUAUUGAUGAAGUAAGGUCUAUCAAUUUAGAUGCAGAGCCACAUUUUGACAAAGAAGUUGAAGAUAAUAUUGAUUUCGAUGAUGAUGACGAUGAUAAUGAAAUUCCUGUGAAUCAUACUAUACAAAGUGAUAAUGAAGAUGACAAUUCAGCAGAAAAUAAAUCUGUUGAUAAGAAUGACGAGUUCUUUUUCAAUAAAGAUCAAGCUCCAAGUAAAGAUGCGACACCUAUCAAGAACUCUGCAUCUUCUGAACUGCAGAAUUCUACCAAUGAAUUAACUGGGACUCCCAGACUGAUACCCAAUAACAUAUUCAAUAACAGUGAUGGUAAAAACCGUGGUGAACUUUUCUCUAAAUUUAACCAAAAUGAAUCAAAUGAAUUAGUGGAAGAUUUUGCUCAAGUAAAAAUAACUGAAUUGAAGAAGAAUCAAAUUAACUCAAAAGAUUCAGCACAAUCCUUGAUUGAUAAGGUAGACUCGCAAAGAAGUGAAUUGAACAGUAAAGACUCUAUCCAGACGUUUAUUGAUAAGGUGGAUCCGUUUAGCAAAAUGUCUAAUAAGAACAAACCCAUUACAAUCUUUCACGAUGAUACUGUUUCAGGAUCACCUCAAAAAGUCAAGGAUUAUAACUUCUCUGAAUUAAACUGGUUUAACUUCCAAAUGGCAAAAUUGAAUGCGGAAAAGUCUGAAAGUAAACCAAGCAGCGAAUCUGAUAAAUCUAUAACCCAUUUUCAGCACCUUUGUGAAAGUUUAAGAAGGCCAGAAACCUCCCGUGAAGAUCUAAUCGAGCUACUCGCUUAUUUACAGGAACAUCAGUCGUCUGAAUUUGCUCAUUACUUCGAGAAUGAUGGUCAAAGGCUUCUUGAAGAUUCAUUGUGGAGAUUCUUUGAUUCCAGAAUGCAUGAUGUUCAUAAGUCAAUGAUUCUUGGUGGCUUGAUGAUUUUGAAGCAACUUUUAAUCAACAGGUCAUCGAUGAGCCUCGAUAGUAUUUGGCAAGUUUUAACUAAGUUGAGUCAUCAAUUAGAGGAUAACCUUAACGAGUUGGCGCUUGCUAUUAGUGAAACAUUUGAUGAAAUAUUAUGUGGUAUGUAUUCUACGUCUAGUCUUUUGACGUGUACCAUUAACACUCUUCGGGGUUAUCAAGACGAGAAUUUGAAAUACUCUUUAUUAUUCGUUGUUGACUGCUUAGCCAAGUUGUUGGCCAUGAAUAGCUUUAAUUUAUUGGUUGACAAUGCAAUUAUAGUACAAAUUAAUGACGUGCUUCGUCCUUUUGUUGAACAUAAGGAUGUGGAUGUCAGAAGACUCGUAAUUCUGAGUUAUGGAAGACUUUUAAAAGCAAGUAGAGUUAGCCAAAUUAGUCAUGGCAACAGAUUAGAGAAUUCAGAAGAGAAAAAUCCAAUGGAUGCAAUUUUACAAAAAUUUUCAGUUCCUCAACAAAAACUUGUUGAGUAUUAUAGUCAAGAAUAAGAGGAU